UUAGCUCAACGCCAUGUGAAAUUACUCGAUCCCAUUUUCAAAAGACGUUUGUUAACGAAAGAAACGAGAGAGAGAGAGAGAGAGAAAGAGAGGGAGAGAGAGAGAAUGAUCGCUGACGGAGUGGAAGACGAAGAGAAAUGGCUGGCGGAAGGGAUUGCUGGCCUUCAACACAACGCCUUCUACAUGCAUCGAGCUCUGGAUUCGAACAAUCUCAGAGACGCUCUCAAGUAUUCUGCUCAGAUGCUCUCCGAGCUUCGCACUUCCCGGCUUUCCCCUCACAAAUACUAUGAGCUUUACAUGCGGGCGUUCGAUGAGUUGAGGAAAUUGGAGAUGUUCUUCAGGGAGGAGACCAAGCGAGGUUGCUCUGUGAUCGACCUCUACGAGCUUGUACAGCAUGCUGGAAACAUACUUCCUAGAUUGUAUCUCUUGUGCACGGUGGGAUCUGUAUACAUCAAAUCGAAGGAGGCUCCUGCUAAGGAUGUUCUUAAAGACCUUGUGGAAAUGUGUCGUGGAGUUCAACAUCCUGUACGUGGUCUCUUUCUCAGGAGUUACCUUUCUCAAGUCAGUAGGGAUAAGUUGCCCGAUAUUGGGUCUGAGUAUGAGGGUGAUGCUGACACAGUCAUGGAUGCUGUCGAGUUUGUACUUCAAAACUUCACAGAGAUGAAUAAGCUUUGGGUCCGAAUGCAGCAACAGGGACCCGUCCGGGAAAAAGAGAAGCGGGAAAAAGAAAGGAACGAGCUUCGUGAUCUUGUUGGCAAAAAUCUGCAUGUCCUCAGUCAGAUAGAGGGUGUUGACCUUGAUAUGUACAAAGAUACUGUGCUUCCGAGAGUUUUGGAACAGGUUGUUAAUUGCAAGGAUGAGCUUGCUCAAUAUUACUUGAUGGAUUGCAUAAUCCAAGUCUUUCCAGAUGAAUAUCAUUUGCAGACUCUUGAGACAUUGUUGGGUGCUUGCCCCCAGCUUCAGGCGACUGUUGAUAUCAAGACAGUGUUAUCACGACUUAUGGAUAGACUGUCAAACUAUGCUGCUUCAAGUGCAGAAGUAUUACCUGAAUUCUUGCAGGUAGAGGCUUUUGCGAAAUUGAGCAAUGCCAUUGGGAAGGUGAUAGAAGCACAGGUUGAUAUGCCUGUUGUUGGAGCUAUAACUUUGUACGUGUCUCUUCUGACAUUUACUCUUCGUGUCCAUCCUGAUCGGCUUGAUUAUGUAGAUCAAGUGCUGGGAGCAUGCGUUAAGAAACUUUCUGGAAGACCAAGACUUGAAGACAGCAGAGCUACAAAGCAAGUUGUUGCACUUCUGAGUGCUCCUUUGGAGAAAUACAAUGAUAUUGUUACUGCUCUGAUGCUUUCAAACUAUCCUCGAGUGAUGGAUCACCUUGAUAAUGCUACAAAUAAAGUCAUGGCAGUGGUUAUUAUUCAAAGCAUUAUGAAAAAUAACAGUUGUAUUUUGACUGCGGAUAAGGUUGAAGCAUUGUUUGAACUAAUAAAGGGUCUUAUAAAGGAUUUGGAUGGGUCUCCUAUCGAAGAGCUUGACGAAGAGGAUUUCAAGGAGGAGCAAAAUUCUGUUGCUCGUCUCAUUCACAUGCUCUAUAAUGAUGAUCCAGAGGAGAUGUUUAAGAUUAUAUGUACUGUGAGGAAGCAUAUUCUUACUGGAGGACCAAAACGACUUUCUUUUACUGUUCCUCCUCUAAUUUUUUCUGCCCUUAAGUUGGUCAGGCGAUUGCAAGGUCAGGAGGGGGAAGUGGCUGGAGAAGACGAGGCUGCGACUCCUAAGAAAAUUUUUCAGAUUUUGCAUCAGAUUAUUGAGGCUCUGUCAUAUGUUCCGGCAUCUGAACUUGCUCUCAGAUUGUACUUGCAGUGUGCUGAGGCUGCCAAUGACUGUGAUCUUGAACCCAUUGCAUAUGAGUUUUUAACCCAAGCAUUUAUCUUGUAUGAGGAAGAAGUUGCGGAUUCAAAAGCACAGGUAACUGCAAUACACCUAAUAAUAGGGACUCUUCAAAGGAUGAACAUAUUUGGUGUUGAGAACAGAGAUACUCUAACACACAAGGCCACAGGGUAUUCGGCAAAACUUCUAAAGAAACCUGAUCAGUGCAGAGCAGUUUAUGCAUGUUCACAUCUCUUCUGGGUUGAUGAACAGGAUGGUAUCAAGGAUGGAGAAAGGGUCCUGCUUUGCCUAAAGCGUGCCUUAAGGAUUGCAAAUGCUGCUCAACAGAUGGCCAAUGUGACAAGGGGUAGCAGUGGACCAGUCACACUCUUUGUUGAAAUACUAAACAAGUAUCUUUACUUCUUUGAGAAGGGGAACCCUCAGAUCACUAGUGCAGCAGUUCAGGGCUUGGUUGAACUAAUCACAACAGAGAUGCAAAGUGAUGCGACGACACCAGAUCCAUCUGCAGAAGUAUUUUUUGCCAGUACAUUGCGCUACAUUCAGUUUCAGAAACAGAAAGGUGGUUUGAUGGGUGAAAAAUAUGAGCCCAUCAAAGUCUGAUUUGCAAGUGAGUAAGCAUCUCCAAGAUAUAAAGAUGUGGACAGGUGUGCUGAGUCUUUUUUUUUUUUAAUAUAAUUUAUAAGAGGGUGUGGUGGUUUCAGAAUGGUUUUGGGGGGCUUUUUUCGUUCUCCACAAUGAAAUGAAAUAGCCAUUUCGUAUUCCUUGUUCUCCUUUGAAGAAUUCUGUGAAUGGAAGGGAUGAGGUACCUCAAAGUCUAAAAGAUAAAAAUAGUUCCUUGUAUCUGAUUAAUUAGUGUUCAGCAUUCUCUCAGUGGUGAGGACUGUAUCCUUCCAUUGCAGUUGCCACACCUGCACUGAGUCAUGUCGGCUCAACUAUUUGGAGUCAAAAUGCUGUUUUCUUCGCUUCUGCUCUAACUUAAUCUUUCCCCCCUUCUAAAUGUAACCCUGUUAUCCUUUUGGGUGGUUGUUGGUGCUGACUGACUUCUCAUACAAAGUUCAUUUGUAUAACAGUAAGACCAAGACAAGAAUAAGUCUUUUUCGUCAUUCCUACAAUCAGGUAUGUAUCUUUGGGUCCAUGAUCUUCUAAAUAUCCGAAGCAUUGAAUACCCCUUCCCUUUCCUCUCUUUUUCUUGUACUGUUGUCUGGGUUUUUUUUUUUUUUUUUGUGGGGGGUGGGGGUUGUUAGUUGAUGGUGAGGUUUGUAGUGUGAUCAUCACGACAAGAGACAGAUAGGCGGCUGGAAAAGGGUUUAUGGAUGGGCACCUUCUUAAGGUAUCUUGGGAUGGCCCAUUGACGUCUUUCUUGAGGAUAGUCGAUGUAUGAAUUUCAACUGUUGAAUUUUCUUGACUGGUUACAUGUCAAGUGAAAGUUUUUAAUUCAAUCAUUAUACUUUCCCAUGUA
Molecule: messenger RNA, 3337 nt
Organism: Macadamia integrifolia
Lineage: Eukaryota; Viridiplantae; Streptophyta; Magnoliopsida; Proteales; Proteaceae
Product: vacuolar protein sorting-associated protein 35B-like
Exons: 22
Coding region: 106-2478 (790 amino acids)
Biological process (GO): retrograde transport, endosome to Golgi; intracellular protein transport
Cellular component (GO): retromer complex; retromer, cargo-selective complex; late endosome
Source: RefSeq, a predicted model, not a curated record